Lethenteron reissneri (Far Eastern brook lamprey) is the source of this 7339-nucleotide messenger RNA. RefSeq names its product transient receptor potential cation channel subfamily M member 5-like. Gene Ontology annotation, molecular function: ligand-gated calcium channel activity. Gene Ontology annotation, biological process: calcium ion transmembrane transport. Gene Ontology annotation, cellular component: plasma membrane. NCBI's taxonomy places the organism in Eukaryota, Metazoa, Chordata, Hyperoartia, Petromyzontiformes, Petromyzontidae. The record is from RefSeq and is a predicted model, not a curated record.
CCCACGCACACAGUGAGUGGUGGGUAAGUCGCGAGGCUUUGGGUCGCGACGUCCUUUCAUUUGGCCCCACCUCGCUCGCUCGCUACAGACCGGGAAGGACAGAGACUCACAAGAGGAGACUCAACCCAGAGCCGCGCGGUGGCUCAGAGAGCCAUGGCGAGUCUGGGCCCUCAAGACGAGGGCUGGAUCGGGAGGAACAUUCGGAUCCCCGUGUGCAGCGCGUACGUUGCUGACAUCGAGCUGGCACACAAUGGGCGGGCGACAUGUCAGUGCGGCUCCUCCAUGGCUCUGCACACUCACUUGGCGCAGCAGAACAACACUCACCCCGACGACACCGUGUGGAAUCCCGACCUGCACACCAGCGACGAGCCCACGGACGCCUACGGCGACUUCAUCUGCCAGGGUCUGGGCAAGUCCCAGCGCAAGUACACACGGGUGUCAUACAAGACGAGCGCGGACCUGCUGUACAACGUGCUCACGCGCAUCUGGGGGCUGCGCACGCCCAACCUGGUGAUGUCCGUCGUGGGCGGGGAGUCCAACUUCCAGCUGAAGCCGUGGGUGCGUGAUGUCCUGCGCACGGGCCUCAUGCGCGCUGUGCAGAGCACAGGCGCGUGGCUCAUCACGGGCGGCCUGCACACGGGCGUGAUGCGCCACAUCGGCGAGGCGGUGAGCGAGCACUCGAUGGCUCGCACGCCCGCUGAGCACAAGGUGGUGGCCAUCGGCAUCGUGCCGUGGGGGCAGCUCGCUGGGCGCAAGGCGCUGCUCAACAAGCGGGGUCUCCGGAAGGAGUACACGGUGCCAGGCUGGGAGCGGCCUCUGCUGCCGCUGGACAAGAACCACUCGCACUUCCUGCUCGUGGACGACGGCAGCACGGGCAAGCGGUCGACGCGCGUGCACACGCUGCGCGUGCACCUUGAGCGGUUCAUCGCCAAGCAGAAGACGAUGCACGGUGGGACGGGCUGCAUCGAGAUCCCGGUGCUCUACGUGCUGAUCGGCGGCGAGCUGGAGGUGCUCAAGACGGUGCAGGACGCGGUGGUGAACGGGACGCCCUGCCUCGUGCUGGGCGGCUCCGGUGGCAUCGCCGACAUCAUCACGGCGGUGGUGUCCGUGUCCCCCGAUGAGAUCACCGCCGAGAUGGUGGCCACCCACCACCACGCGGCCUUCCCCAACGAGGACGAGCUGAGCGGCGAGCAGCUCGACAAGUGGACCGACGUGAUAAAGAGCAUCGUGGAGCAGUCCAACAUGCUGACGGCGCUCACUGAGGAGGAGCAUGAGGUCGCGGAGCCCAUGGACACCGUGAUCCUCAAGUCGCUCUUCAAAGCGUGCCGCGGUAAGAGCCACGAGGCGGCCGAAUACAAGGACGAGCUGAACCUGGCGCUCGCCUGGAACCAGAUGGACAUCGCCAAGAGCGAGAUCUUCAACGGCAACAUCGCGUGGAAGGCGAAGGACCUGGAGGAGUCGAUGCACGUGGCGCUGGUGAGCGACAAACCCGACUUCGUGAAGCUCUUCGUCGAGAACGGCGUCAACAUCGGCGCCUUCCUCACGGUGAAGCGGCUGCAGCAGCUGUACCGUGCCGCAGCACCCAAGAGCGUCCUGCACAAGCUGCUAAGCGACAAGCUGGCGCGCCGGAAGGAUGAUAAGGGGGGAUCCUUCCUCUUCGGGAAAAACGACGAUGACGACGACGACGAAGACGGCGGCAGCAAUGAAGCCGACGCGGCCGCCACGAUGGCAGAGGACGAGGCCAACGGCGGCCCGCUGAGCGGCAGCAAUCCGGACGUGGUCCGCAAGCCGGGCUUCACGAUGCACGAUGUGUCGCUGGUGCUGCACGACUUCCUGGGCGAUGUGUGCGAGCCGAUCUACCAGGGCUCCACGGAGAAGAGCUCGCUGAAGACCCUGUUCAAGAGCAAGGUGAAGGAAGUGGAGCAGGCUUACAUGGACGAGACCGACUCGCCAACCUAUGAAGAGGAUUCCACGAGGCCAAAGAUGUACCCGUACAGGGACCUCUUCAUCUGGGCCGUGCUCCAGAACCGGAGGCAAAUGGCACUCUAUUUCUGGGAAAUGGGCCAGAACUCGGUGGCGUCCAUGUUGGCCGCCAUGCGCAUCCUCAAGGGACUGUCGCGCCUGGAGGUCGAGGCCGAGGCGGCGCGGGAGAUGAAGGACUUCAUGGUGAUGUGCGAGAACAUGUCUGUCGCCGUGCUCAACGAGUGCUACCGGACGAGCCAGGCGCGCACCUUCAAGCUGCUCGUGCGGCAGAGCCCAUCCUGGGGCAACGCCACGUGCCUGCAGCUCGCCUCCGAGGCCAACGCCGAGGCCUUCUUUAGCCACAGCGCCGCGCAGGACCUCCUCAACGACAUCUGGUGGGGAGACAUGUCCAACGAGACUGACAUCUGGAAGAUUUUCGCCGUGUUCUUCUGUCCUCCGCUGCUCUACUGCAACCUCAUCGAGUUCAGCGAGCUCAGCAUACAGAAGCCGUCGGCGUUGGAGAUGGACAGCGUCCCAGACGGGGAGAACCCCAUGCUGAGCCUGCUGCAGAAACUGGACGAAAAGGACAUCGAGGGAGUGACCACGUCGGUGAGGGAGCGCUACACCUGCAGCCGCCGCUGGACGCGCUUCUGGGGGGCGCCCAUCAUCGUGUUCCUCGGCAACGUCGUCACCUACUUCAUGUUCCUCUUCCUCUUCGCGUACGUGCUGCUCGUCGACUUCCGCCCCCCGCCCGUAGGCCCGCGGGGGCCCGAGAUCUUCCUCUACUUCUGGGUCUUCACGCUCGUGUGCGAGGAGAUACGCCAGAGCUUCCACAAGGUCGGCAACAUCUCGCUCGUGCACUCGCUCAAGCAGUACAUCGAAGACUUCUGGAACAAGUGUGACAUCAUCGCCAUUUCCCUCUUCAUCCUUGGCCUCAUAUUGCGGAUGUUCCCGUCCCGGUUUAACGAUGGCCGAGUCGUCUUCUGCCUCGACUACAUGGUGUUCGCCAUGAGGCUCAUCCACAUAUUCGCCGUUCAUAAGCAGCUGGGACCCAAGAUCAUCAUCGUGGGGGGCAUGAUCAAGGACGUGUUUUUCUUCCUCUUCAUCCUGGGCAUCUGGCUGAUCGCGUACGGCGUGGCCACCGAGGGCCUGCUGCACCCCGACGACACGCGCCUCGACUGGACCUUCCGCCGCGUCCUCUACCGCCCAUACCUGCAGAUCUUCGGGCAGAUCCCGCUCGACGAGAUGGACGCCGUGAAGAUCUUGAACUGCACGGACGACUCGAUGGAAGGCAUGAUGGGGAGCAACGCGGCGUGCCCCAACACCUACGCCAACUGGAUCGUCAUCCUCCUCCUCGUCAUCUUUCUGCUCGUCACCAACGUCCUGCUGCUCAAUCUGCUCAUCGCCAUGUUUAGUUACACCUUCUCACAGGUGCAGGGGAACAGCGACAAGAUCUGGCGCUUCCAGAGGUACAACCUGAUCGUGGAGUACCACGACCGGCCCUCCCUCGCGCCGCCCUUCAUCAUCAUCAGCCACAUCAAGCACCUCGUGCGCAAGUUCGUCUUCAAAGCCACUGCCGAGAAGCACAAGCACUUCAUGCAGUCGCUGCAGGAGGACGUGGACCAGCGACUCAUGGUGUGGGAGGGCAUCCAGAAGGUCAACUACCUGACCGACACCAUCCUUCAUAAGCGCGACUGCAGCGAGGAGCGCCUCAAGAGGACGUCGAAGAAGCUGGACAUGGUGCUCAAGCUGGCACAGGACAUCCAGGUCCAGGAGCGGAGACUCAACAGCCUUGACGCCCAGUACGAGCAGAUGAGAUACUGCGCCAAGGCGCUGUCAUGGCUCAUCGAAGCCCAGAAGGAAACGAACAAAGACUUUACCAUGGUGCCGCCGGUGUGUCCAGACUUGGGCGAGGCGAAGUGAGCACCUUGGCUUGGGGUGAGCGCGCAUCUCCCUCGGCCGGCCCUCGCUGCCGCUGCGCGUACGGUACAUUUCAGGAGCCGUGGAUGACGUCGAUUGCUGUCGACUUCUCUGCGAACAUGCACCCAACGAACUAUCGUCACUCAUUUGUAAAAAAGAAUUGUAAAAAUCGGCUGACGUAAUUGACAUAUAUCCCAUAACGAUGAGCUCCUGCUGACGUUGUGACGCGCGCGCGCUUGCGUGUGCAUCGUGGUGUCUGUGUACGCUGGGGCAUAUGAGAGCUAUCGAAUCGCAAUCGUGCGCAAAUAACCAAAUGUCAACACGUUCGUCAAUAACAUUGCCCUAAAGAGGAUAACACAUAUACAGGAGAGUGGCCGAUGUUUCAGGGAAUGGCCCUUUUUUGUCUUUGCUUGGAAGUAGGACCUUGCUCAAAAUGUCACCUGUUGCAUAUACGGUGAGGGCUAGGUUCUUGAAAUUCUGCUCGAAAGUGGAACUUGCGAAACGUAGAUACUGUACUGUGUCUGACUGAAUAUACGGGACCAAAUGAAAAUGUCAAUUCCUCCGCUUAGACCCCGUAAGUUAAAUAAAAAAAACAACACAAAUAAGGCAAGAAUAGCACUAAAAUGCAAUGGCAUUAGAGGUGUUAAAGCAUCGGUGUGCUGACUCGGGCAUACGAGCUACAACCUGCUUACCGCGAAGGGUGGUUCAGAUGUCUUGUGACCCCCAUUUAAUUCUCUAAAACGUAAUAUUUUUUGCAAGGCUUAUUUGAAACGUGAAUGACUAUGCAAAGGGGAAAAAAUGUUAGAGGUCAAUUAAUUGGCUUGGUCACAAGACAUCUGGGCUACCACCCUGUUCAGUGCACAAGUACAGUACCCCUCCCCUAUAGUGCGAUGUUGCCAAAUUGCAAAUAUCUGAGGGAAAAGGAUGUGAAAGUUGACCUGGUAUACAAAUGUUUCAUUGCAAAUAGUCGAAUUUCAGGAGAGAAAAAUUUGCGAAGGAAGAGGUUUGCCUGUACCUCCAUCUUCCGGGCAGUAUUACUGACGGACAUGUUGAGUUUUUGUUAUGUCGAUCUAGGCCUCGGCAAGGUAAGGCAAUUUACCCUUUUUACCGGGCAAAAGGGUAAAGGUGUCGACAUGCCCAAGGGGUAAGGUAAAGGGUCGGGUAAAGGUAGCGCGGAAGAAUAAUCCGGUAAAUACCUUGUAUACCGCUCGCUAAAAGCUCCGUGGCGCAGUCCGUGGCCUCCAUUUAAAAUUGGAAUCAUCGAGAGUAUUCUAUAUGAAUAAAGCGCUCUACCUAGCAUUGACCUGUUACAAACCUUUUACAUGUGUAGUAGUACCCCAGUAAUUACCCUGUAAUCGGGUAAGGGUAAAAAGUAGGAUAAAGGUAGGCUCGCUGUUUUUACCUUUUACCUUACCUUGCCGAGGCCUAUGUCGAUCGUAAAUGAUCGUCGGAUGUGAAAUGUUCAAUGUGACAAUCAUAAGGUAAUAUUAGUUACUUAAGAGGUGUGGGGUAUAUAAAUAUAUAAUGUUUUGGAAUGCGUUUCAUAAUUUGUGUUGGAGCUGUGGCCCAAGGAAGCUGACAACGAGUAGACCAGGGGUGGUCGAACCGCUGCUCGUGAGCAGCGUGCGGCCCUCAAGGGCUUUCUUCGGUGGUGUUUGAAACAGGAAUUCUGCGGAAUCCGGAGGGGCCCUGGGACACUGACAUUUGGCAGCAGAGCCAGGCGAUGAGUACUCCUGGGGCGCUCCCGCAGAUUUCUCAAUUAAAAAACUAAACUGUUUUAAACUAAACACUUUUUUUUUUACCAGGUAAGGCCCACUGAGCUAUGUAGCUCUUUUUCAGAAGCGAUCUGGCUAUCGCAAAUUAUAGCUCAACGAAGUGGCUUAUCGCGUAGAAUUGUAUAGUAGCCAAAUACUCUAAAUGCAUGGCGACGUUGAUUCUAAAUGUGGAGGGAAAAAACGAAGGACCAGGAGAAAAAUCCACACCACCACGGGGAGAGAGGCACGCAAACUCCAAAUAUACAGCAGGCGUUAGGGUCAGGAUCGAACCCACAACCUCCUGCAUACCAGGCGAGGCAGUUGGCAUCUCGCCACAGUGGCACCCCUAAAACCCGGUCCGAUCAAACCGUAACCACCGCAUUGUGAUCCCGCUCAGAGUCUUUGUGGCUCUUAGGCCGUACGGAGAUUGUGGCAGCAAGUUUGGCCACCCCUGUAAUAGACUCUGAAUCUCAUUCAAAUGAAUGUACAACUUACCUAAUGAUAUGUUUGUACUUGUACAGCCUCAGGAUAAUUUUAUGGGUAGGGGUUAAGUGCCAGAAACGUUGCUCUUUCCGUCGGGUUUCCAAUCAUCAUUAGUUUCGUUCCUGUACCAUUGCAUGGGUGGCUCAGGGAUGAGAGUGCCGAGUUGGUACCCUCGACAUAUCCUGGGUUACAGUUCAGGUUUUUAGCUGCCAGUGAUUAAACCGAGUUCGAAAAUCUAGCUAAGCGAAUUAUCUCAGCCGAGUCACCAAUGACUGCACACAUUUGGUUGGGGGUGUGUUUUUUUCUCUUUCAAUAAUUUCGGGAAACAUUUUAAACUUUGUGAUUUUUUUACUUUCUUUGUUCCGACAACCGUACAAUAAAUAUCUCUACAGCAGGACACGUGGGUAAGUGGAGCGUACCUCCAGUGUGGAUAAGAGGUCACGUGCAGGCAUAUCAGAAGCGGUUCUGUGACAGCACCUUCUGCGGGAUCAUUCUCAAGCACGUGGGGAUGACCCGUUUUUGUUUUUUGGUAUGGUGCCCUACUCUGCAAGGGUUCCGAAUGGACGUUUUGCUGACGUUGACUCCAAGGGCGCAAUUGGAAUCGAAAUUUGGUUAACGCGAAUUGUAUUUUUGUAAACUUAUUUCUUUUAACCUGUGUGUCUCACGGUGACCACGUGGUAGUGCACGUGUGCGAUGUGCAGUGCAGAGACUGUGCCUCUUGCCUCGAGAAGUGGGAGAUUACGAUGUCCCCGAGUCCACGUGCAGAGCCAGAAGUCGACAACAUGCAAAGUGGCAAGCCGAAGACCAAAAUGCAGAUUGCGUUCCCGCGCAUACCAUCAAAUCACUCACACCCAGCCCCAGAGUGCACUUCUCAGAAGCUAAGCGGAGUCGAGCCUGGCCGGUGCUUUGACGCGCAUUCACAUUUGGGUUGCUUUCUCCAUAGGGAGGGCUUCACCAGACCCUGUCUGUCUGGCAGUGACCAAGUCACCACCGGGAACGAUUCGCCAGUUAGCCGCUGCUGUCACGUGUGUUUAGGAGUGUUUUCUUAUUUGAAUUGUGCAGAAAAAAAUAACAAAUCGACUUCAUUUUCACGUCACGAUUGCCUUAGAUUUGUCGAACCUUUCGUCACGCGCUCGACUCUUACUGUCUUCACGUGCUGUGGUUGCUGAGGCGUGGAUAGAAAUGUACGAUUAAGAAAAAAAUACAAUUUUUACAAACCA